Molecule: messenger RNA, 1167 nt
Organism: Triticum aestivum (bread wheat)
Lineage: Eukaryota; Viridiplantae; Streptophyta; Magnoliopsida; Poales; Poaceae
Exons: 2
Coding region: 62-1129 (355 amino acids)
Source: RefSeq, a predicted model, not a curated record
CAGUGCCGUCUGCCCGUGUGGCCGCGCAAUAGUCGAUCCACGGUUUCACCCGCGCCGUUGGAUGAUGCUGCCCGAGGGGCACGGGCUCCAUCCCCGUGAAGACGGCAAGAAACGUUUCUUCAACCUGUCAAGUGGAGUUUUUGUCCGCCCUCGGCUCCCUCUUCUCAGAGACCACAUCGUCCUCUGCUCAGCAGAUGGCCUGCUCCUCCUCGUGCGGCCGCGGCAAUACACCCAGGGCAAUCGGCUGUGCCUCCUCCACCCCUUCACCGGUGACGUUGUGGAGCUCCCGGAAAACCUACCUCUGCCGGCGGACAUAACUCUCCCAGCAAACUUGCGAGCACACUUACCAAUCAAUAUGUUUGCCGCUGUGUGCACGAGUCCGGAUGGAGUCCUCGGGGUCAUGGUCGCGUUUCAGAAUACACCCUUCGUACUCUUUGCUAGUACAAGACGUGGGGUGGAGUUUAUCUGCCUUACACUUCUACCCACAUGCAAGCCCAUUAUCAUUCAAAGGAAAACUUUACAUGUUGCAGGAGCAGAUAUCUGUGGUUGGCUGGGAACUAAAUAUUCUUCAGUUCGACCCACCUUGGCAAGAGAAUUCAACGAUAUCAGGUUUAGCUUCGUCCUCUUUCUUGUCGCCAAGUUAGUUGCCACAUGUCCGGCGGAUAAGUUCCAAUCGCCCGAGCUUGUAGAAUGCGACUAUGAGAUCCUGGUGGUUGGCUAUAGAGAAGGUGGAGAGAUUCUCAUUUACAGAUUAGCAGAUCUUGCCCAAGGAAAGUUUGUCCCAGUAAAAAGCAUCGGUGGAAAUGCUCUUUUGAUUGAUACUAAAAGGAACCUGACUUUUAGUUUCUCAGCGGUGCCUAUCAUCACGGGUGAUAUCAUUGUGCUUGCGAAUCCUCCCCUUGCUAAAUAUAUUUUGCAAUAUGACCCCAGCAGCAAUACCUGGUCAUCAAGAGUUAGGGGAUGUGCAAAACAUGGUUGUAGCAUGGAGUGCUGUACUUGUAGCCUCAUUGACCAUAUGUGUAAUACAUGUCGCUGUGUUUCUAAGUGGAAUAAAGGUGGUGGAAUAAUCGAUCCGGCCAGGUGGAACAAUAAUCAUUUCAUUGCCAACAAUAUUGGAUGGCAUAUCUAGUCUAGGUGUAGCAUGGGUGGCAAUAUGCAUGGAGCAAG